GAGCUUGAUAUAAUUUCGUCGUAAACUAAAGAAUUUCAAAGUUGUACAUGAGUUGCAUCUACUUCACAUUGUAGCAGAAGAAUCAACUUAGACAUCCGGUUAGGGGAUGAACAAGGCGUCAAAAUGAAGAAGCUCACGCGACCGGGAAAAAACCGCUGAUUGCGAAUCUUAAAAGACGCACCCGCCGCUGCCCAUGGUGACGCUUUUUUCCAAGCCCGAGCGGCGCGCGCGGGCCGACUGGUUCCUGUUUGACGGGGCCGAAGCCGCGCUGCCGGCCAGCACCCGGCGAAUGCUGCGGCAGGAACGGCGACGGGCGUCCCAUCUCCAAGGUGAACUGUACUUGUCGUCAGUGUCACCAGCGAUCGACGAAACAAGUACCACCACGGCCGCCGCGACGCCAAGGUUGCGGCGCGUCGUGCUGCAGCGGUUUGCUGCGAAAGUCGAGCGCCAGGAAGACCGGGCGUUGUUUUGCGGUGCGGAUUUCGAUUCGACGGAGGAGAGUUCUUGUGCUGACGGGGGUCGUGGUGGAGACCAAGACCAAUGCUUCCAGGCCGAGGUCGCACAAGGAGAGGAGAUGGAGAUCGAGCGAGUCGUCAGCGCGGAAGCAGGAGAAGUAGAGGGUUAUAAUUCUUGCUGGAUCAGCCUACUUGAUGGACUUUUGAACGGGAGCAGCAGGUGCACGUCCAUCAAGUCGCCAACCUCUUCUUCUUCCAGAACAGUGAAAAAAAACGUCAUUUCGGUCCUCACACAGAAACCUAUCGAGGAGGAGAUUGAGAAAAUUUCGUUGCCCAUGUUCCUCGUGCCCGCAAUUCUUUCCUCGUCCUAUUUUCUCUACGGGAAACUGCUCUUCGGCGCCAAAGCCAGUGGAGGUAUAGAUACGUUGGGUUUGCUUGUUGACGAUGUUUUGGUUCUUCUCUUUUUGCGCUUACUAGAGCAGUCUCUCUUCGUCCCCAAUUCAUUUUUUGUAGAAUAUUUUUUCCCUCAUCUUAUCCUCGUCGUCCCUACAGCUUCACUCCUGAUGACGCCGCCCCCAGCGCCGGCAAGCGGGCGUAUCCAACAGAAAAAUGCUGGCACAGUAGUUUCAUAGGCAUGCAAAGCUCUGUAAUUGUGACGUCCGAGUCGUCUGCAUUCUACAAGAUUGACAUGCCACUGCCGCAAGAAGAGCGACACCCUUCCGGCGAUUUUGUCAUGUCAACAACAUCACAAAUAGAGUGCGCAACCAAAUAUAUUAAGUUCGCUAGUUCAUACUUUUUUUCUGUACGAUAGUCCAAGCCUCCGUUGCGGAAACCAUCACGGAGAGUCUGUUUCCCGCCUUCAAGCACGACACGUUUCUGAAGCGCAUUUGCAUCUUGCAGCUCCUGGAGUACGCUGGGUCGCUGUUUCUUACGAUGGGUUCCAACGCGGCCAACUCCCCCGCGGCGCAGCUGAUGGGCACGAACUUCGCCCUGAGUCCGAAUACCUGCUCGCUGUACCUGCUCGGCGCCUCCUGGGGCCCCUCGAUCGCCACAGGGCAGAUCUGGCGGCUGCUGACGCCCAUGAUGCUGCACGCAAACGGACUGCACAUUUUCUUUAACCUCUUCUUCCAGAGCCGCGUUGGGUUCGGCAUCGAGCAGCAACUGGGCACGAAGAAGUACUUCUAGAGUUGAUUUUUAUUGUUGAAUUAUUUUCAACAAUUUGUAUUUGAUCCAAGCGGGACGACGGGAAGAUGGCACCUCCGACAAAGUAACAGAAUGAAAAUGUUCAACAAAGUCUGUGCAUUCAUUUUCAACAAGCACAAAAACCAAGAAUGUAUUCGGAAUAAUGAACAACUACAGGCUAUUCGUAUCGACAAAAAAAAAAUCAAAAAAGGUUCAUGAUUCUCUACCUCUUCUGUGGCUACUUCGGCAACCUGGUGUCUAUUUUGGUGGACCCCUACAAGCUCGCGGUGGGGGCGUCUACGUCCGCCUUCGGUUUGCUCGGCGUCUGGUUCUCGGAGGUGCACUUGACCUGGCACUUGCUGUCCGAAGAGUCGAAGGGACGACUGUCCUUCUGGUUCGGCGGGAUGCUGUUGGCCCUCGUGGUGAUGAGCAACCUGGCGCCGCACCUGGACAUGUGGGGCCACGUGGGCGGGCUGCUGGGCGGGUACUUGAUGUCGUUGUGUCUGGCGGACAUGAGCCCGGAGCACCGCCCGGUCUGGUACGAAACCGGGAAAAAGCUGGCGAAGAUGACUUUGUCGUGGUUCUGUCUGCUGGGAACGGGGAAGGUGGUUUUCAUGAACCCAACGGUGCCGAUCCCGAACUGCGGGACUUUGUUGCACCCGAAAAACAUCCUCAUGUAAUUUUUUGAAUGACAGGAGGAGACUGAUACACGCACUACAGCACCGUCCUGCUUUGUGCGAAGCCGUACCAUGACACACCAGUACUAACAACCAAUACAACUAAACCGUCUCUGUUGUUUGUCCACCGAGUAGAUGAGCUUUUCAACAUUACAAUUUGUGAGCAAAGCGGAAAAUGACCAAGAUUCCGCCCGUAUUUUCCUUAUUUCUGCAGAGCUAGAAGAGCGAGCUUUUGUUUGUUGUUUCUGCAUCCCAAGAUGAAAAAGAUGAUAAUUUUGCAGAGGUUUUCUGAUCAAUCAGCUUACAAUCUUACCCCUUGCUAAUUUCGAUUUUGUUUGAUACUGCUGAAGCAGAUACAAGAGCGAAUACUUUAUUUGCCAGCGGAACAAUAAUCACGUUCCUUGCUCCAGGUUCAGGAGCAAUAGUACCAAGUAGAAAUAACUUCGCAACUUUAGUCAGGCAGAGGUGAAGCGAUAGAACGGACCGAAGAAGCGGCGACCGGACGGAACUUGUCGCUGAUCGAUAAGACCACGAACUAACUUCCUAAUCGCGCGGAAAAGAUGUUUCAUUAAGGAGUUAGGAACGAUUUUGUGAUGCAAGUGAAUUUGCUACUGCCUGCAUUCUCGUUUCAAUA
Amoebophrya sp. A120 is the source of this 2948-nucleotide messenger RNA. The record is from the annotation of a GenBank genome assembly. Lineage: Eukaryota; Dinophyceae; Syndiniales; Amoebophryaceae.